AUGGCCAAAGAAUUUGAGGCCUUGGAUGCAAAUAAGACAUGGGAAGUUGUUCUUUUACCUCCCGGAAAGAAAGCAUUACCAUGUAAAUGGGUAUAUAAAGUGAAAUAUAGGUCUGAUGGUUCUUUGGAGAGAUACAAAGCACGUUUGGUGAUUAGGGGAUAUAUUCAAAGGGAAGGGGUAGAUUUCAACGAGACUUUUUCCCCAGUUGUCAAAAUGACAACCAUCAGAUGUCUUCUUGCCAUUGUAGUUAAGAAGAAGUGGGAAGUAUUUCAAUUGGAUGUAAUAAUGCCUUCUUGCAUGGGGAUUUGCAAGAAGAAGUCUUUAUGA
Messenger RNA from Nicotiana tabacum (common tobacco), 327 nucleotides. NCBI's taxonomy places the organism in Eukaryota, Viridiplantae, Streptophyta, Magnoliopsida, Solanales, Solanaceae. The record is from RefSeq and is a predicted model, not a curated record.